UCUAACCCUCACCGACUGCCCCAGUAGUCAGAACAGCUCAGGUCUAGCAAGGUCUGGGAUUCCUUCAUCUGCAAAGAGGGGAGUUCCUGAAAAGGGUACUUGGGAAACAUGCCUUCUAAAUGAUGCAACGGCUCAGGUUUAACAAGUGGCCAAAGAACCGGGGCCUUCCAACCAGACUGAGUGAAAUUUAGCCUCCUUCUCUCCAAUGACCGAUGAAGCACUCUUGCAGGGUGGGAGGUUACUUUAGCAUAGCUGCUGGCUUAGUCUGGCGAUGCAUAUUUCCAGUGACUUUCAGAGGAGCUGAGGCGGUGGGGGCGCAGAGGACUCAGCCCUUUCCCUUCCCUUCUGCAGGAUCCAGCCCUCCUCCUCUGUUUGUCCUCGCUUCGGUCAUCCUGGUCCUGCAAUGGCCGCAGGGAGCCGCCUCCUUCCACUCCAUGCCCCUCUCCAGCCUCUUUGCCAACGCGGUCCUGCGCGCUCAGCACCUGCACUUGCUCGCCGCCGAUACUUUCAAGGAGUUUGAACGGUCCUACAUCCCAGAAGACCAGCGGAACUCCAAGAACUCCCAGUCAGCCGUCUGCUAUUCUGAAAACAUCCCAGCCCCCACAGGGAAGGAUGACGCCCAGCAAAAGUCGGAUAUGGAACUGCUCAGGUUUUCACUCACCCUCAUUCAGUCGUGGCUCAGUCCAGUGCGGUUCUUAAGCAGGGUGUUCACUAACAAUCUCGUCUUUGGGACUUCAGACAGAGUCUAUGAGAAACUCCAAGACUUGGAAGAAGGGAUUCGGGUCCUCAUGCAGGAGGUGGGGGACGGGAGCUCCCGGGGCCUUCAUCUCCUCAUGCACAGCUAUGACAAGUUUGACGCCAGCCCCCAGAACGAAGCCUCGCUGAUGAAAAACUACGGCCUCCUGUCCUGCUUCAAGAAGGACCUGCACAAAGUGGAGACCUACCUGAAAGUCAUGAAAUGCCGGCGUUUUGGGGAAAUGAACUGCACCUUCUGAGGGCCAAUAAAAGACCCCCUCUGCCUCGUGCCUUUCUCCAAGGCCUGCUGAGGCCACCUCCGCUGCAGUCUCCUGUAACUAAGGAAAUACCGAGCCAAACGGAGAGCAAAGCAUGCUGCCUUUCAUAGCUCCACUGCUUGUAAGAAACUGCCACAUGCCCCCUUCGUGCGUGGAAGGACGAAUGCAGUUGGGCCUGUACGAAAAAUAAAUAAAUAAACCUGCUGUCAGCUUAA
This is a messenger RNA of Heteronotia binoei (common prickly gecko), 1228 nucleotides long. Its product is annotated as somatotropin-like. Gene Ontology annotation, cellular component: extracellular region. The transcript is spliced from 4 exons. NCBI's taxonomy places the organism in Eukaryota, Metazoa, Chordata, Lepidosauria, Squamata, Gekkonidae. Bases 213 to 995 code for a protein of 260 amino acids. Gene Ontology annotation, molecular function: hormone activity; growth hormone receptor binding. Gene Ontology annotation, biological process: response to nutrient levels; positive regulation of growth; growth hormone receptor signaling pathway. The record is from RefSeq and is a predicted model, not a curated record.